This is a messenger RNA of Lotus japonicus, 812 nucleotides long. RefSeq lists its product as uncharacterized. NCBI's taxonomy places the organism in Eukaryota, Viridiplantae, Streptophyta, Magnoliopsida, Fabales, Fabaceae. Bases 25 to 780 code for a protein of 251 amino acids. The transcript has a single exon. Gene Ontology annotation, molecular function: zinc ion binding; nucleic acid binding. The record is from RefSeq and is a predicted model, not a curated record.
CAACCAGAUGGAAAAGCCACAGAGAUGGAAGACUGGUGGACUGUGCAGUCCAUGCUCGUUUCAUGGAUAAUGAAUACCAUCGAGCCUACCUUGCGUUCAACCGUGACAUACAUGGAGAAUGCAAAGGAGCUAUGGGAGGAUUUUCGAGAACGCUUCUCAGUUGUGAAUGGACUGAGGAUCCAACAACUAAAAGCGGACCUAGCAGAUUGCAAGCAGCAGGGAAUGACCAUGGUUGCAUACUUUGGGAAAUUAAAAACACUUUGGGAUGAACUGGCAAAUUAUGAGCAAAUCCCAAGGUGUUCAUGUGGAGGAUGCAAAUGUGAUAUUGCAUCUAAACUUGAGAAGAGAAGAGAAGAGGAGAGGGUUCAUCAAUUCUUGAUGGGCCUCGAUGAUGUGAGCUAUGGUACGGUGCGCUCUAACGUACUAGCUGUUGAUCCAUUACCCUCACUGAAUCGGGUAUAUGCUACCUUGGUUCAAGAAGAGAGAAUGAAAACAAUUACAAGAUCAAAGGAAGAAAGAGGAGAAGUCAUGGGCCAUGUUGUACAAGCAGGACUUAAGACAAAGGGGCGGCCAGAUCCAAAAGACAAAUCAAUGGUGUGUUCACACUGUGGUAAAACAGGACAUGAUGGUAAAAGUUGCUUCCAAAUUAUUGGACAUCCUGAGUGGUGGGGUGAACGUGCACGCAAAGAAGGUGGAACCAAUGGCAGAGGUCAACAACGAAGUGGAACUUCUGCAGGACGUGGAAGAGGAGGGAUGGUUCGUGCUAAUAUUGCCCAUUAAUUAUAUACCCAGUUACAUCUACCCAGCUUCAU